Messenger RNA from Hydatigera taeniaeformis, 1389 nucleotides. Lineage: Eukaryota; Metazoa; Platyhelminthes; Cestoda; Cyclophyllidea; Taeniidae. The record is from the annotation of a GenBank genome assembly.
UUCAAUGAUGAUGAUCAAAUUGAGCGAGAUGACGCGCCACUUCAAGGUGGGAUGAAUAAAGCUGUGGAGGCGAUGGAUGGGGAAAAAGAAAUGCCUAAGGUAGAGACUGAAGUUAAGAAGGAGGAUCAGGGGCAAGAAGGCAUCAUAAGAGAAGGCAAUUCGGAAUUGCCAGGAUGUAAUGAAGGAGGGGACGAAGAAGUAGCAGCGUUCGGGAUAGCUGUAGAUGGGAAAGGAAGUGAUGAGGGGGCGGAAGCUAGCCAAGAUAAUAAUCAUUGCCAGGAGGCAGAAAAAACGAGGAUCAAUGUAUCUGAGAAAGUAUUAAAAACCGUGAUUCUUGCAAAUGACGGAGAAGAGACAGACUCAGAUGAUGCAGAUAAGAUUUACGCGACAAAGCAAGAUGAAAAGGCUGAAAGAAUAUUAAAAGAAGAAAAAAUGAGGGGAGAGGAGCAAAAGAUAGGACAAAUGAAAGGAGAAAAUGGAGAAAGUAGAGUGAGUAAGAAUGCGAGAGUCGAGAAGAACAAGGAUCAUACGAACAAACUUAAAGAGGCAAAAGACAAUGACACAAAGAAGGAAGCAGAGAAGGACAACAGAGUCAAAAUAAAAGAGAAUGAAAAGGCUGAAACAAUGGACGUGUCAAUAAGGGCUGCUGAGAUGGCCAAAGAGGAAGACUGCGAAGGAGACAUAAAUGGAACGGCUAAGGGAUCAAAACUAUUAGAAGAAACAGGAACAGGACUGAAGGAAAAAGAAUUAAAGGUAAGUGGAAACGAGAAUGAACAGAAAAAAGCAGUUGCAGUCUCCACUGAGAUCGAAGAAAAAAUUGUGGACGAAGCGGAGUUUAUUGAAAAGACUGACGCAGUGACGCCAAAGGGACAACCGAAUGAGGACAAAUUAGAUAAAGCAGACGUUGUUGGGACAAGUAGUAACCAGAAGAGUGGAAGUGCCUCUAUCGAGGUAGAUUGGACCAAGGUGAUGGAAUCAACUUGGAAGAGAGGAGAAACAAAAGGAGGAGAAGUGAAAACGGACCUUGAACCUAGUCGCAGAGAUGUACAAGCAAAGGAGACGAAGGUAAAAAAAAGGGAAAUAUGCAUUGAAACGCAAGCAGAUAUUGAGAUAGAUGAAGAGCCCGUGUUUGAGCUUGAGGAAGAGGAGAGGAAGGAGGUGGAGGAAGGCAACCUUCGAGACCUACAUUUAGGAGUGCAAUCAAAGAGAGACAUUAGGGACCAAGACGGGAUCGUGGAAGGUGUGAGUAACGGUACAAUGGAACAGUAUGAGUUCAAAGUGAACAAAGCAUGCAAGAAAUUCAUGCUACCAGAAGACCCACGGACCGCGGAGGGCGUUUUAAACAAGCCAGAGGAAGUGGAGUCGCAAAAUAACAGCGAUUUAGUGUGA